Messenger RNA from Glycine soja, 2288 nucleotides. Its product is annotated as O-glucosyltransferase rumi homolog. Bases 371 to 1984 code for a protein of 537 amino acids. The transcript has 8 exons. Lineage: Eukaryota; Viridiplantae; Streptophyta; Magnoliopsida; Fabales; Fabaceae. The record is from RefSeq and is a predicted model, not a curated record.
CUCUCUCUCUCUCUCUCUCUCUCCUCCCCCUCUCUCAAUAUAUAUAUAUCUUUCUAUCUCACUCUCACUCUCCCUCAUGUUAAUUUUCCUUUUCAAUUUCCGCCCUUUUGAAUCAGUGAUCUACAUGCCCUCAAUUUGUAAUAAGGUUAAACAUCUUUAAUUUUUAGAUUCUUUAGCGCCAUUCGCAUUCUUCUCAACUCCAAUCUACACAUUCAACACAAGAAAAAUUUACAGGGGCACAUCUCACCGACCCAUUUCAAAGCUUUCAUUUUUGAUCCUCUCCAUUCAUAAGAAGCUCAAAAACUCAAAAGGGUAGUGGUGGAGUGACACAACACAACAGCAUUAACACAGCCAUAUAUAGAAACAGAGAAUGAGAAAGAACAACGAGGUUCAGGAGGUUGUUGUAAUCACGCCGCGUCAAGAAGAGAUUCAGGGAUCGGGAGGGCAUAUUCGUAAUUCCAAGGACGGAAUCUGGUGGCCAGUGACGAAGACGUUGCCGCGAUCCACCGCGGUUCUCCUCUUCCCCGUCGUGCUCAUCAUCGCCGCGUUGGCUUACACGCGCACGCUCGACACACAUCCCCUCCUGUUUUUUUCCGGAUCUACAAAAUCAGCACUAAGCACCACACUAUACGACACACGUCCUUUCAGAGUCUCCAUCCAGAAGCCAAUAGAGAUCCCACUGAAUUGCAGUGCAUACAACCUCACCGGAACAUGCCCCACAAACCAAUCCCCAAUCCCAGAAAACGAUCAGAGCCGUCCAUCCAGUGCCACGUGUCCGGAGUACUUCCGUUGGAUCCACGAGGACCUAAGACCGUGGGCCCGCACGGGCAUAACGCAAGAGAUGGUGGAGAGGGCAAAACAAACCGCAAAUUUUAAGUUGGUUAUAUUGAAGGGUAAGGCCUAUUUGGAGACUUAUGAAAAAGCCUAUCAAACAAGGGAUGUUUUUAGCAUAUGGGGGAUUCUACAAUUGUUGAGAAGGUACCCUGGGAAGAUUCCUGAUUUGGAGCUCAUGUUUGAUUGUGUGGAUUGGCCUGUGCUUUUGGUUGAUCGUUACAAUGGGCCUAAUACUGAGCAACCACCACCAUUGUUUCGGUAUUGUGGCAAUGAUGCUACUUUGGAUAUUGUUUUCCCUGAUUGGUCCUUCUGGGGAUGGGCUGAGGUUAACAUAAAGCCAUGGGAGAUUUUGUUGGGAGAGUUGAAAGAAGGCACCAAGAGGAUACCAUGGCUGAACCGAGAGCCUUAUGCAUACUGGAAAGGCAAUCCAGUUGUUGCUGAAACCAGACUAGACCUCAUGAAAUGCAAUGUUUCUGAAAAUCAAGAUUGGAAUGCUCGUUUAUAUGCUCAGGAUUGGGGGCGAGAAUCACAAGAGGGGUAUAAGAAAUCAGACUUGGCAAGUCAAUGCACUCAUAGAUAUAAGGUGUACAUUGAAGGUUCUGCUUGGUCAGUUAGUGAAAAAUACAUUCUGGCAUGUGACUCUCCCACUCUCCUUGUAAAACCACAUUACUAUGAUUUUUUCACAAGAGGACUAAUUCCGGGGCACCACUAUUGGCCCAUAAAGGAAGAUGACAAGUGCAGGUCCAUUAAGUUUGCAGUGGAUUGGGGCAAUAGUCACAAGCAAAGGGCACAUCAAAUUGGCAAGGCUGCAAGUGAUUUCAUUCAAGAAGAGGUAAAGAUGGACUACGUGUACGACUACAUGUUUCAUCUCCUGAAUUCAUAUGCUAAACUCUUUAGAUACAAACCCUCUUUAAGUGCAAAUGCUACUGAAAUAUGUGCGGAGUCAAUGGUUUGUGGAGCAGAAGGACCAGUAAAGAAAUUUAUGAUGGAAUCAUUGGUCAAGGUUCCUGCAAAUACCGAUCCUUGCUCCAUGCCUGCCCCUUAUGAUCCUCCAACUUUGCACGCACAAUUAAAGAGAAAGGAAAGUUCAAUUCAACAAGUUGAUUCAUGGGAGAAAAGUUAUUGGGAGAAUCAAACCAUAACAUCUUAAUGAAUGUUUUUUUUUUUUUUUUCCAUAUUCAAGACAACAUAUUCAUUCUUUAGAAUAUUUAUCCGUUCCGCACACAUAUAUAUAGGGUUAUCUUGGGAGGAUAGUUUUAUGAGUCUUAGAUUUUGGAAGAUGAAAGUUGUAAAGUUGUAAGUUACAAAGUCUUGAAUAAGCAAUUAUGUGAGCAUUCAGUAUUCUUGAAUAAGCAAAUUAUGUGAGUGGUCACUCUAUUCUAGUAUAAAUAGGGGAUCAUACUCUUGUAUUUUGUGUGACAAAUGAAAUAAAAUCUUCUUCUUCUUUCAACAAA